UGCAUUUAGAUAUAAAAUUUUAGUUAGAAUUUUUUUAAAAAAUGUUUAUUUUAUCAAGAUUAUUGAUUGGUUAUGGUUAAAAUAAAUUAAAAUGGAACUACAUUUUCUUGGUACUGGCUCUGCUUACCCAUCUCCAAAUCGAAGUUCAUCAUGUUUAGCUUUACGGCAUAAUGGAGAUAUUUGGGUAUUUGAUUGUGGAGAAGGUAGUCAAAUUCAAUUUCAAAAAAGUAAGCUUAGAAGUAGUCGAAUAAGUAAAAUUUUUAUUACUCAUUUACAUGGAGAUCAUUUGUUUGGUUUGCCUGGUCUACUUUGCACCAUUGGGUUCAACCAAAAUGAUACAAUUGAUCAUGUUGACAUAUAUGGUCCAAUUGGUUUAAAAAACUUUGUUCGUGCUUCCUUAUUAUUGUCCUGUUCAUUGCUUAGUUUUAGUUAUUCUGUCCAUGAAAUAAUGAUCCCAUCUUUUCAAGGUGUCUCUAAUAAUUUUGAUUCCAAAGUUUUAAUUCCAGACAUUUCAAAGGUGGAACUGCCAUUGCACCCAAAUGAGACAAAAGGGAAAGAAAUUCAAUUUGAAUAUGAUGGAUAUUUUGAUGUAUGCCAGACAACAUUUUUGACUGUAAUAGCUGUUCCCCUCAAACAUUCAAUACCAUGUAUUGGUUAUGUCUUAAAAGAAAAGGAUCUCCCAGGAAAGCUUAAUACUUUAUUUUUAAAUUCAAAAGGUGUUCCAGCUGGGCCAUUAUUUGGAAAAUUAAAAAUGGGAGAACCUGUAACAUUAGCUAAUGGAGAUAUUAUUCUUCCAGAGCAAUGCUUGGGACCUGCAAAAAAAGGAAGAAAAAUAGUUAUAUUAGGAGAUACAUGUAAUAGUGAUGAAAUAAUACCUUUUGCUAUUGAUGCAGAUAUACUUGUUCAUGAAGCGACAAAUGAAAAUGCAGAUGAAAAAAAAUCUGUUGAACAUGGUCAUUCGACAGCAGGUAUGGCCGGUCGUUUUGCAGCUCUUGUCCGUGCUCGGACUUUAAUUAUAACUCAUUUUAGUCAACGUUACAAAACGAUAAGCGAUGAGUCUGAAAACGAUAGCAUCCAAAAGUUAAAAAAAGAAGCUGAAGAAAACUUUAAUGGCCAAGUAAUAGCUGCAGACGAUUUACUUUUUAUUCCAGUUUUAUUUUGUGACUCAUAGCACGUUUAUAUAGCGAUAUCUAAUAACCUUGAUUUUAA
Hydra vulgaris (swiftwater hydra) is the source of this 1209-nucleotide messenger RNA. Its product is annotated as zinc phosphodiesterase ELAC protein 1. Gene Ontology annotation, molecular function: 3'-tRNA processing endoribonuclease activity. The record is from RefSeq and is a predicted model, not a curated record. Lineage: Eukaryota; Metazoa; Cnidaria; Hydrozoa; Anthoathecata; Hydridae. Gene Ontology annotation, cellular component: nucleus.